Messenger RNA from Mus pahari (shrew mouse), 2733 nucleotides. RefSeq names its product fidgetin like 1 (gene Fignl1). The transcript has a single exon. NCBI's taxonomy places the organism in Eukaryota, Metazoa, Chordata, Mammalia, Rodentia, Muridae. Gene Ontology annotation, molecular function: microtubule severing ATPase activity; ATP binding; ATP hydrolysis activity. The record is from RefSeq and is a predicted model, not a curated record. The coding region runs from base 5 to 2032 and encodes 675 amino acids.
UGACAUGGAGACAUCCAGCUCUAGGUCUGUGCAGGUGGAUGAAUGGCAGAAGAAUUACUGUGUGGUUACAUCCAGCAUAUGUACACCAAAGCAAAAGGCUGAUGCGUACCGUUCACUACUACUGCGUAUUCAGUGUGCAUAUGCCAACUCUGAGAUCUCUCAGGUCUUUGCUACCAACCUGUUCAAAAGGUAUACAGAAAAAUACUCUGCAAUCAUUGAUUCUCACAAUGUUGUAACUGGCUUGAAUAACUAUGCAGAGAGCAUUUUUGCUUUGGCAGGAUCUCAACAGGCUGACAGUGACAAGUGGCAGUCUGGAUUGUCAAUAGAUAAUGUUUUCAAAAUGAGUAGUGUACAGGAGAUGAUGCAGGCUGGCAAGAAAUUUAAAGAGUCUCUGUUGGAACCUGCUGAUGCAUCAGUUGUCAUGUGUAAAGAGCCCACCAUCUUUGAGGUUCCUCAGCUUAGUGUUUGUGGAGGUUCUGAAGAGGCUGACGUAUUUUCCAGUUCAGUUCACGACACAGAUAAGACCCAAGCCAUUCCAGGAAGCAGUCUGAGAUGUUCCCCUUUUCAGAGUGCUUGGCUGCCUAAGGAAACUAAUACCACUAAGACCUGUCUCACCUCCUCAACAUCUUUAGGUGAGUCAGCCACUGCCACAUUUCACAUGACACCAUCAUUUGGAAACACUAAAAAGGAAACUCAAAGCUUUCCUAAAACCAGCACAGGGCUAAAUAGGUUCUUACCUAAUCUGUCUUGUGUUCCUUCUGGCUGUGAAAAUCCUCAAGAAAGGAAGGCUUUUAAUGACUCUGACACCAUUGACAUGCUUUCCAAUCCAACACUGAAUAAGGCUCCUAGUAAAACAGAAGACAGAGGCCGAAGGGCAGAUAACAGCCUGCCUACCUUUAAAACUGCAAAAGAACAAUUAUGGGAAGAUCAAAAAAAGAAGGGCCAUCAAUCCCAGCAUACAUCUAAAUCUUCUAAUGGUGUUAUGAAAAAGUCUCUGGGAGCUGGGAGAUCGAGAGGGAUAUUUGGAAAGUUUGUUCCUCCUGUAUCGAAUAAGCAAGAUGGAAGUGAGCAGAGUGGAAAGGAGAAGCUCAAGCCUAGUAGGGCAGGGUCUGCAUGCCUCACUGAUGAUUGUCUGAAGAACGUGGAGCCAAGGAUGGUUGAACUUAUUAUGAGUGAAAUUAUGGACCAUGGGCCUCCUGUACAUUGGGACGAUAUUGCUGGAGUAGAAUUUGCCAAAGCCACAAUAAAGGAAAUUGUUGUGUGGCCCAUGAUGAGGCCAGAUAUCUUUACUGGAUUGCGAGGGCCCCCUAAAGGAAUUCUGCUCUUUGGCCCUCCAGGGACUGGUAAAACUCUGAUUGGCAAGUGCAUUGCUAGCCAGUCUGGAGCAACGUUCUUCAGCAUCUCUGCUUCGUCAUUGACGUCUAAGUGGGUAGGUGAGGGAGAAAAAAUGGUCCGUGCAUUGUUUGCUGUUGCAAGGUGUCAGCAGCCAGCUGUCAUAUUUAUUGAUGAAAUUGAUUCUUUAUUGUCUCAACGAGGAGAUGGUGAACAUGAAUCUUCAAGAAGGAUAAAAACAGAAUUUUUAGUUCAGUUAGAUGGAGCAACCACAUCUUCUGAAGACCGGAUUCUUGUGGUGGGAGCUACAAAUCGGCCCCAAGAGAUUGAUGAAGCUGCCCGGAGAAGAUUGGUGAAAAGACUUUAUAUUCCCCUCCCAGAAGCUUCAGCCAGGAAACAGAUAGUAGUUAAUCUCAUGUCUAAGGAGCAAUGUUGUCUCAGUGAUGAAGAAACUGAACUGGUAGUGCAGCGGUCUNAUGGGUUUUCUGGAGCAGAUAUGACACAGCUUUGCAGAGAGGCUUCUCUUGGUCCUAUUCGCAGCUUGCACACUGCUGACAUUGCUACCAUAAGUCCAGACCAAGUUCGACCAAUAGCUUAUAUNGAUUUUGAAAAUGCUUUUAAAACUGUGCGACCUACUGUAUCUCCAAAAGACUUGGAGCUUUAUGAAAACUGGAAUGAAACAUUUGGUUGUGGAAAGUGAAUACAGCAAUUGAAGGGAGAAGCUGCCAUCUAAUAGUAGUCUUUACCUUUAGCGUAAGAAGGUUGGUGUGCUGCUUGUAUUGUUUUGGAGUAUAUCCUGAAUUCUGUGCCUCAGGUUAGAGUAACAGCUUGACUACUGACUGAUAUAUUAGUAUGUUGUAUUUGCCUUCCAGUUAUAUGAUCUAUAAGCUCAUUUCAUUUAAAUAGAAUGACCUUUUGUUUCUACGUGAAUUCAAAUCGGAACUUUAGUCUGGUAAUAGUAAACUUUGUUAGUGUAGUAGUAUUAUUGCUUACAUUUGAAACAGCAUUGCAUUCUUGACUUAAGAGUUAAGAUCUUACCAAAGGCUAGAGUGAAAGCAACAGAAAGUAAACUACAUUAACCCGUGCUCGUUUGUAACUUGUGGGCUUUUUUUUCUAUCAAAAUUAACUAAUAAAAACAUGUUAGAAAUAGCAAGAUGUAAUCUUGUAUCAGGGAUGUAGCCUGCCUCAAAAGAUAAGUAUGUUUUUUUUUAAGGGAUCUGUAAAGUUUUCUAUUACUAUUUUGUCUGAUAAUUCUUAAAAGCCUAUUUCAAACUAAAUGUUUUUAAAUUAAAGAGAAUAAAAAUAGUUUCUUACCAUUUUGACGGAGUUGCUUAAUUUUGCUAUAACUUCUUCAAAUUAUUUGUUUUAAACAGUCCUGUAUACAACAUAUAUGAAUAUGAU